AUGUUUUUUUUUUUUUUUUUUUUUACUAUUCUUCUUCUUUCUUAUUCCCUCAUACCUCGUCCUCCUCUUUGUCUUCUUGCCUUCUGCCAUUGUUUCCUGAUUGUCCUUAACACAAUUUGUUUCUUCGGGAAUAUCGUACGAAUUUCAAAUGAACACAUAACCAUCACCCACUUCCGGAUACAAAAUACAUGUCUGUUGUUUCGGUUCAUCCAAAUCCCUCUCCUUCUCUCUCAAUCGAUCUCUUUACCUCUCACUCUUGAUUUCUUCCUCUCGAAACCUCUAUUUUCGAUUCGAUUUCUUUCCCACUCAUUAUUUUUCUCCUGUCGUCAUCACAAUCUCUCUGAACCUCUCUUUCCGCAUCAAUCUCUUUCCCACUCACUCAUGAUUUCCUCCUGUCUUCAUCACAACCUCUUUCACCCUCUCUUUCCGCUUCGAUCUUUUUCCUUCUCAUGA
Acanthosepion pharaonis is the source of this 453-nucleotide messenger RNA. The record is from the annotation of a GenBank genome assembly. Lineage: Eukaryota; Metazoa; Mollusca; Cephalopoda; Sepiida; Sepiidae.